Messenger RNA from Arthroderma uncinatum, 1905 nucleotides. Its product is annotated as protein phosphatase 2c. Gene Ontology annotation, biological process: protein dephosphorylation. The transcript is spliced from 2 exons. Bases 1 to 1905 code for a protein of 634 amino acids. The record is from RefSeq and is a predicted model, not a curated record. Gene Ontology annotation, molecular function: cation binding; protein serine/threonine phosphatase activity. Lineage: Eukaryota; Fungi; Ascomycota; Eurotiomycetes; Onygenales; Arthrodermataceae.
AUGAGCUCAGUGCCUAUCAAGCGGGUGCGCAUCCAGGGCUGGACCCUUGCUGACAGCUAUUCCUUCAUCUCGGUCUUUCUACGCCAGUAUGCCACUGCCGCCACUAAAGACACCGCUCACCACCCAUCGCAUACCGCAGCAGCAGCGUCAACCUCGCGCACCCCUCGCCGCCAUUUCCACGACUACUUCGUCACCCAUCUACCCACCUCCUCACUACACCCGGACUCCCGCGUGUCCGUCGGCCCUCAACACCAUCUUCCACGCUCUGCAUCCGUUCCGCACGCCUCCUCUUCUACCGUCGCUGGUACCGGGACAGGAACCGACCCGCCGAAGCGCGAUGCAUCCCCUGCUACAGUCUCGCCCUCAUCCGGCCUAGCCGUAGGCCGGGAGACAACCGUGGUUCGCAUCCCCCUACGAAGCGCAAAACACCACUUUGGCGUCUCGUUUGCGCGUGGCAUGCGCCCUACAAACGAGGACACAUACCAGGCUGGCGUUAUUGAGCUGCCAGCUUUUGCACGCCGGGCUCCGCUUUCUAUCACUGUCGGUCAGCGUACGGCUGCUUCGGGGGAGAAUAAAGUUGCCGACAGCGCUACGGGUGAUCCGCAAGUGUUUUACUUUGGUAUCUUUGAUGGCCACGGAGGAGCGGAAUGUAGCCAGUUCCUGCGUGAUAAGUUGCACGGAUACAUCCAGGAGGCAGCAACGGAUUUUAAGAUGGAGUCCGCACUGUCAAAGUGUGUAGAGAGCCAGAAGCUGACAAACCGAGCGAUACGCCAUCGCGAGCGCGUCGGUGAGGUCAAGUAUGGUGUUUCCCCUACUUCCUCCGCUGAUCAGAAGCAAAGGAGCCAUGCGGUGCAGGGCGAUUUACCGAUUCUGCAAAAAGCGGAUAGAGAGUAUAUCGGGGAUAUGGAGAAGAAGCUGGUUGCGGACUGGCGAGAUCUGGUGGGCGGAUACUUUCGACGAUUCCAACCGCUACAUUUUUCAUAUUGUGGCGCCGAACCAGCGGGUGAGGGAGACGAACAUGGCACCGCCAUAAAGGACGCAGACGCAGACGGAGAGGAUGUCCGUGUCAGCGUGAAGUCUGGCGUCUCGAUCGAGGAAGUAGUCGAAUACGCAUUUCUCCGUGCCGACCUGGACUUUGUCUCUGCCCAAGUCUCGAAGGGAGAGGCCUCCUCACCCCCGGCCAGCCCGGACAAACCGCUGAACGAGCACGAUAUCUUGCACCACCCAAACAGAUACCGCGAUAUGCCUGUCGGCGGCUCGCGCAACACCUUCAAGGGCGGCAGCACAGGCAGCAUCGCCAUGAUCUCCACCCCAACCCCGAUGCCCUUCUGGAACCCGUCUGCCCCGUCCUCCCUCCUCGUCUCGCACAUAGGCGAUACCCGCAUCCUCCUCUGCUCGACCGCUACCGGCCACCCGAUCCCGCUAACUACAGACCACCACCCGUCCUCUCCCGUCGAAAGUGCCCGCCUACAACGCUACGCAGCCACUUUUGUAACCGACUCCUUUGGCGAAGAACGCAUGAGCGGCCUUGCCAACACCCGCGCCUUUGGAGACAUCACGAGCAAACGCAUCGGCGUCUCCGCCGAGCCUGAGCUACGCCGCAUCGACAUGGCUCCGGCCGAGUAUUCCUUCCUCGUUCUCAUGAGUGAUGGCGUGAGCGGGACUCUGAGCGAUCAGGAAGUCGUCGAUAUCAUCAAGGAAGCCAAGACGCCGGACCAGGGUGCGCGAGACGUUGUCUCCUUUGCUACAGAGGUGUCUACGGACGGAGAUAAUGCGACGUGCCUCGUAGUAAGGCUGGGAGGAUGGGAGAGGCGACAGGAGGGCGGACUAGGCAGCAUGGCCACCAAGGAGUCGAGGGAAUGGAGGAGUAGAGACGCCGCAGACCCCAGGGGGCGGAGGAGAUGA